UCAAAGAUUUGGCAAAACUAUGGCAACCAGUAAUCCUAAAGAGGAGGAAGAGUUUGAUGUCAGUCCACGUUUUGAGCAAAUAGUUCUGGCGCCUCACAAGCUUAGGUACAUGAAUCCAGCUUUUAAAAAAGUAAAUGCAAAAAUGUAUGACUACAAGUGUGAUAUAAAGCUAAGAGUUGGUGAUGCCAACUUUAAAGCUCACAAAGAGGUCCUGUCCCAGGCUAGUGAUUAUUUUUCUGCCAUGUUCAGCCAUGACAUGUUAGAGAAGGAACAAGAUGUCAUUGAACUUCUAGAAAUGUCUCCAAAUGGAUUUGCCCUAAUUUUAGAUUAUUUUUAUCAUGGUCAUGUGACAAUUGAUCCUGAGACCAUUGAAGAUGUCCUGGAAGCUGCCAGAUUUUUUCAGGCUGACUGGGUUGUUGAAGUGUGUUGCAACUAUUUGAUCCAUCAACUCAGCAUUGACAACUACCAGACAGUCCUGCAGCUGGCAGAUAAAUACAUUCUAGGAGACUUGAGGGGAGACAUUUUCCACUUUCUGGGUCUCAAUGUCAUGAAGCUAGCCGAGGAAGAAGAUUUCUAUCUCAAUUUUGAUUUUGAACUUUUGACCAAGUUUUUGAAGGAGGACCUCUACAUUGAUACUGAAGAAGAGUUUGUACUGGAGCUCAUUACAAAAUGGGUUGGUGCAAAGAAAGAAGAAAGGAAAGAAUACUUACUUCCCUUGCUUCGACUGGUUAGGUUCCCUUUAAUGGACAUUGACUCCUUGCUGGGCAUCAACCACGAUUUGUUGCAGUGGCCAGAAAUACAGGAUGCUGUAGAAGAGGCUAAACAUUUCCACAAUAACAUUCCAGCUCAAACUUUAUUUCAAGGUGAGAGAUUUAAAUGCCGAGGAUCCCAUCCCAGUGUUGUCAUGUUUACUUACCUACCUGAGUUGUGUUCAGUCACCUACCUGGAGAUCAACUCAGGUAUCAAGUGUAAUGAAGAGCUAGCCAGCUUAGGCACAGAGACGGGAUUUGAUUCUUCAAGUAUUGCCAAAGUAGGAAAUUAUUUGUACAGAACUGGAGGGUAUGACGCAGAUGUGUGCAGCAGUUCCGCUAUGUACAGGUACAGUCCCAGGUACAGGAACUGGAUUGAACUUGCCAGCAUGAACCAGCCGAGGGUCUCUCAUGCUAUGUGUGUCUCCGAGGACAAAAUUUUUGUGAUUGGCGGUAUUGAUCAUACUGUCGGGGAACUAGGAGAUGAAGAUAUGAUUUUGGCAUCAGUAGAAAUGUAUGAUAUACAAGAAAACCAGUGGUCAAAUUUACCCGACCUUCCGACCGGCUCAUACAAUCAGGCUGCUGCGUUUGAUGGCAACUGUAUAUACCUAAGUGGAGGAAUCAGCGCGGACCCAUUUGACAGUGUCCCUAUGCAGUCUUUGUGGCAGUUCAGCAUGGAGACUAAGAGUUGGAGCACACUUAAUGAAAUGAUGUACAGUCGACAGGGUCACUCUAUGACACCGUACAAUGGCAAACUGUAUGUCUUUGGCGGGUAUGCUCCAGCCAUAGGUAUGCCUGGCCACAUUUUUAGGGACUGUUUCAAUUCUGAGGUUUAUGAUAUAGAGACAAACCAAUGGACGGAAAUCCGAUCAAUCCCAGAGACAUUUGGUCAUGUGAUGAGGAGUGUUGGCUUGUGGGACGGAAUGUUUUUUUUGUUCGGUAAUGGUUGUCUCCACACUUACAAUGCUGAAGAGGAUAAAAUGCAAUAUGGAGAUCACUUUGGUCACUCUGUACAAAAAAUAGCCAUUUUAGAUGUAGCAUACCCUAUGUAACAAAUGCUAUGCACUUUAAACUUUAGAAAUUUUUUUAGACAAUGUCAUAUAGUUAAACUAUAUACUUUCAAAACUCUUACAGAAAAAACUUCCAAAAACCAUGCAUUUUUUAAAUAAUUAAUUUUUGUGUAAUUAAUACAAGUUUGGACAAAAAGAUCCAAUGAAAUAUAAAAUUAAAAGAGCUCUUUUUGUUUUCUCAAAUAUCUCGCUGUUACUUAAUUGGCUUUUUUUUCCUAAAGCUUAUUACUUCUUCUGGAGCUUUUAUUGUAGGCUUACUUCUAGAAAAAAGAGUAAAACAUUUUAGAGCUGAUUAUGCACUUUUUAAACUUAACACUAAUUUUUUAUGCUUUAUUUUACAUUGUAGUAGCAGAGAUUGUAUUUGAUGUUAACAUAUACUGGUGCUUAAACUUUGUAUUGUAUCCAAUAAAGUAGAGCCAUUGUCUUUCUUGCAUUUUAGAAAUGUUGGAGUUUCCUGCAGGGAGGAAUAAGUUGUUAAAAGCUAAAAAUAACCAUUACUGACCAAGUCAUGUAAAUUAUUUUCUCCUUUAGUACAAUAUAUACACGUGUACAAAUAUAAACCUCUUUAAUUUCUUAAAACAUUAAAAUUCUAGCAUUCCUUUUUUAACGAAACAUUCUCUUUCUAUCUGUGAUACUGGUAACUAAAACUUAUAUAACAUUCUUUCUUAACUGUUGAAUCAAACUUUCAAAGCCUACUUAUUUGACCAGUUUAACUAUUAAAUUCUAUCAAAUUAUAUAUAUAUAUAUA
This is a messenger RNA of Physella acuta, 2567 nucleotides long. Its product is annotated as kelch-like protein 15. The record is from RefSeq and is a predicted model, not a curated record. Gene Ontology annotation, molecular function: protein binding. Lineage: Eukaryota; Metazoa; Mollusca; Gastropoda; Physidae.